Molecule: messenger RNA, 2679 nt
Organism: Uncinocarpus reesii 1704
Lineage: Eukaryota; Fungi; Ascomycota; Eurotiomycetes; Onygenales; Onygenaceae
Exons: 7
Coding region: 1-2679 (892 amino acids)
Biological process (GO): regulation of DNA-templated transcription; DNA-templated transcription
Molecular function (GO): zinc ion binding; DNA binding; DNA-binding transcription factor activity, RNA polymerase II-specific
Source: RefSeq, a predicted model, not a curated record
AUGGAGCACUUUGGUGGGGGGAAGCCGGACGGUGCAGACUUCGAUCUGUCCCAGAUCACCACCCAACCGCCUCAAAUCUUCGGUGCCUCGAACCCUGAUGGCUCGCCCGUUCAACCAGCCCCUCCUGGGACAGCUUUCUCUGAAGACCAGCUGAUGGGCAGUAUGGAUGACAAUAAUGACGCCAAACGGAGGAGAAUAGCCAGGGCUUGCGAUAUGUGCAGGAAGAAGAAGAUAAAAUGUGAUGGGAAAAUGCCAAAAUGCUCGCACUGCAUAAACUACAAGACAGAGUGCAACUUUACGCAAGUUGAGAAGAAAAGGAAUCCGCCCAAGGGAGCGAAAUACAUUGAAGGCUUGGAAAAUCGAUUGGGCCGUAUGGAGUCACUCUUGCGGCUUUCUGGGUUGUUAUCAGAAGUCGAUGGCGGAAAGACAGAUCUCGGAACACUCGAGCGCCGGCUUGCUGAUAGGUCCAUUAUGACGGGCAACCAGCCCUCAAGGAUACCUGCUGUUUCUAGCUCAAUGCAUUCGAUGAUGCCGGCUGUAUCUUCCCAUCAAUCCACUCCUCAAGCAGAUUCUGGCCCUAGCCCCCGAAGUCCUACGGGUUCGCCCAAUUCUCAAAAGGAUUCCGAGGCAGAGUUGGAUUCGCUUUCGGAUAUGAUGUGCUCACUCGUCACAACCAACUGUGGCGAGACCAGAUAUAUUGGAUCCUCGUCGGGAUUCUCCAUAUUCUCCCCUAAAGGUAUUCAAUGGGUAAAUGAAAAAACGGGCGACUCCUCCUUUGAAGAUAUGAUAUCAUCCGCCUAUAUAGACGACAACAAGUGGAUUUACUGGAAGCCAGAAAUUUUCAGUGACAUAUUUGCCCGUCGAGUAUUCAAGCCGUUGCCACCACGGGACGAGGCUCUUUCCCUUUUCAGAGAUUAUUUUGAGAAUUUCAACUGUGUUUUCCCCCUGUUCCAUGAACCGACCUUUAUGCAUUUGGUAGAAAGACAGUAUUCACGAGAUCCAUAUGAAGGCUCCGGUUGGUGGGCAAGCAUCAAUGUUGCCUUAGCGAUUGCUCAUCGAUUACGAGUCAUGAGCAACUUGGUGCCACAAGAAGAGGACAAGAAGGCUUGGCUUUAUCUGAAAAACGCAAUGGGUGUGCUGACGGAGUUGACCAUGCGGAAUACCGAUCUAUUAAGUGUACAGGCACUUCUUGGAAUGGCUCUCUUCCUUCAAGGGACUCCCAACCCACAACCGAGUUUCUUCCUUGUUGCAGCCGCUAUUCGUCUUUCCCAUAGCAUUGGCCUCCAUAAACGUGGCUCCGGAUUUGGUCUUAACCCGGUAGAACUCGAGCAAAGGAAGCGGGUUUUCUGGAUUGCGUACAUGCUAGACAAAGAUAUCUGUUUACGCUCCGGACGGCCACCGGUGCAAGACGACGAUGAUAUGAACGUUGAACUACCGAGUGAAGACCCGCCGGAUAACAUAGGAAAUGUCCCCCUUUCCGAUGGCAAAAGCAAAGUAAACCUGUUUCGGCUGAUGUGUCUCUUUGGAACAAUCGAGAGCAAAGUUUAUAAACAGCUUUAUUCUACAAAGGCUGCACGGCAGUCUGAUGGAGAGCUUCUCAACACGAUUGGAGAGCUUGAUAGGGAGCUCGAACAGUGGAAGGACAGCAUUCCUCUUGAUUUCCGGCCUGAAUAUGAAAUCAAGGCUACACAUCGACCUCUCAUAUUACCAAUUGUCGUUCUUCAUUUUGCUUACUACAAUUGUCUUACCACCAUACACCGGAUGUCCGUCCACCAUGGAUAUUGGACUAGUCGUUUGUCUAAUUUCGCAAUUCAAGGCCUCAAUGCUCGGCCUUUGAACCCCCGAGUGUUUUCGUCAGCGGUUCUAUGCGUAUCUGCAGCCCGGGCGUCAAUCAAUUUGAUCAAAUAUAUCCCACAGGGGGAUUUCUCUUGCGUGUGGUUGAUAUUAUACUUCCCGAUUUCUGCUCUGGUCACGCUGUUUGCGAACAUUUUGCAAAAUCCGUUAGAUGCUCGAGCUCGAUCGGAUGUGAAGCUGAUGAAUCUUGUUGUGAAUUUCCUGUCGAAACUUGCAACGGACGAGUCGAACGGCAGUGUUAAGCGCAUGCUUAGUGUGUGCUGCGAGUUUGAAAGGAUCGCCAAAGUUGUAUUAGAUCGAACAGAAAGGGAAGCACAGGCAAAACGAAAGCGUAAGGCUGCAGGAGACGACGCCAACUUCGUCAGCACGCCCAAUGAAUCCACAGCGAAUAUGCCUCAGUCUGCGCAGUCUCCAUCGACAACCCAAACUCAAACUACUCGAACCUCUCCUACGUUUUCUUAUAUGCCGAACCCCGCCGCACGCCAGGGAACAAUUCCCGCGAUGGGCAGUUUCCCAUCAUCUCUCCCGGGACAACAACCAGUUUUUCAAACUGUCGCACCCGAGAAUGGUGCAGGAGUGCUUCCAAAAGCACCCGUUGGAGCCAAUCAAGAAUUUUCGGAGUUGCUAGGGGGUCCAGCCAUUAACCAAGCAGCAUCGCUGAAUCAUGAUCAGCCGUACACAUCAGAUUCCAUACCUAUUGAUAUCUCCGCGUUUCAACAGCCGUUUUUGCCCCAUGACUUGUGGCAAAUGCCAAUGACGCUGGAGUGGGAUUGGGCCGAGAUGCAGAAUAACGGCUUCCAGUUUGGCGACGAAGGGACUAACUAA